AAAGAUGUGUUUUGUGGCUUCAGGAAAAUUUUAUGGGCCCAAAUUACUCUUUCAAUAAAUGCUAAUAAUGGUUGUGUGUUUUAUUUAUUAGACAACCAGAAAGUCAUCAGUAGAGGCGGACUUUGUUGUCUUGUAGACCUCUGUACUUCAGAAAGCCGGAACUCCUAUAUAUAAAACACUAUAGGUAUAUUAGUACCUUAUAGACUGCAGACGUUAUAAAUUCUGAUGAAGGUAAGGAUCGUCUGUGAAUAUAACUUCAAAAAGCAUAGCAGCACAGACAAAACACUUAAUGACACAAAUCUACACAAAUGAAGCUCUAACCACGCCACCUCGAAGCAUGGAUUUCUGAUGAGUGCCUCAUAUCAACCAGCAGAGGGAGAUCUUUACCCACAACCAAACAUCUGGUCAUAGUUCUACACCAAUGAAGCAUUUUUAAUAGAAGGAUCCCAAAAACCAUCAACUUUUCUCUAGAUGAAGCUAAAAAAUAAACAAAAUCCUGACAAUGUUUAGUGUCUGGUGCAAACUGACACUCUGACAGCUCUUUAUCCUCACCACGUCAUGUCUAAACUUCUCUGGAGAAGAAUCGGUGUCUGUCAGAACAAUUUGAGUGGUAAAACUCUCAGAAAAGGCUGAAAUUUUGUUAAAAACUAACAAAAUCUUUCGUGACAUCACCACCACACAGGCUCUGGUGAUUUUGAUCGCUCUCACUUAAAGGAGUGAGGUUUUAGGUGACAUGUGGCCUGUGCAGCUGGAGGUCAGAGGUCACUGGUUACUGAUUUCAUGACGGGCUGGUUGAUGACAGCAGGGGUUUUUAAGCUAUGGGACCUUUAGGUCGUGUUCUGUUGGACUGCUGCCUUCAUGUGACUGUCUAUUCACAUAUUGCAUCUCCUUGUAUCUGUAAUUGUUUUUGAGUUUGGCAUUUGAUGUCACACAAUCAUGUUGUCAAAGUGAGGUGUUUUCUUAAUUUAGUUUUAUUGUUUUUAAUUUUUUUAAAUUUAUUUCUUGUUUAAUUUAUUUGGUCUGUUUGUAUUGGUUAGUUUUGGCUUAUGCCACUGAUAGUCUUGCUAUCUCUUAUUGUUUUGGUGUUUCAAAGGAGGACCCCCUUGAAAACGAGAUGAUGCAUCUCAAGGGGUUUUAUCCUCUGGCCAUAUAAGUAAAUAAAUAAAUAAACGUUAUGUACGUGACAGCAGUGCUGAUGUCACAGCCACAUGUAAAAAUGCUUGGUGACAGCGGCGUGUGAAUCCAGAGAGAGAGAGCUCAGGCCUCCCACCAGGAUGAGGAGUGUGUAUUUGUUUGCUGGGGUCAUGUUUCUCCUCCUCCCAGCUUUUCUGCUAUAAAACACCAGCAGCCCCAGAGCUUCUCUGAAGUUUACUCUCUUCCACCCCUGAGGGGACUCCACCAUCAGCCUCGCCGCCUCCAUCACAACUGGUCUCUUCCAAACUCUCCCCAAGCUAAAGGCGAACAUGGCUCCUUUUGAGAAAUCCAUGGAGAUGAUGCCCUUCAAGCAGAGAAAAUGUCUCGCAACAAGAAAAGAUGAAGUGUGCAGUAUUCGGUCUAAAUUUCCUAACAAGUUACCCGUGAUUGUUGAGCGUUACAUCCGUGAGAAGACUCUCCCGCUACUAGACAAAACUAAAUUCCUGGUUCCCUUUGAGCUGACUUUGGGUCAAUUCCUGUGCCUGCUCAGGAAUAAAAUAGCUCUGGACUCAUCCCAGACUCUGUUUCUCCUGGUGGCAGAGAAAAGCAUGUCCUGCAUGUCCUCCAGCAUGGGGGACAUCUAUUCUCACCACAGAGAUACCGAUGGCUUCUUGUACAUCACCUACGCUUCUCAGGAGGUGUUUGGAGCACCUCAGCUGGCAGCCAGGCUGCCCGGCUGAGUCUCAGAUGGGUGAAAAUGAACUGGAGCCAGGCCAGAAUCACACAAUUGCACUGUUUUUACCCAUGGUGUUAGUGCCUACCUCAUCCAGCCUCUGUGCAGGCUCUACAGCUGGAAACCAGAACGAGAGAGGACAAGGCGCUCUGAAAGAUUUCUGCUUGGACCGAUUGGAUUUCAUUUAUGCAAAGAAAUACUCACAGAAAGACCUGCUAAUAUACAAAAUGACUUGAGUAUUUUGUUUUUAAACUGAGUGUUGAUUUUUUUCCAGAUUUUUUAAAAUUUAGCUGCUCCAAAUAUGUAAAGAUUUUUUUGUGAUAUUUUGUCUUUUUAAAGGUCAUAAAUUAAAAAUAGCUUAAAUGUAACAAAAACCAGUCUCAAACCAUGUGGUCAAGCUGUUUCCAGCUGAAAAAAAGUUGUUUUUUAAUCUUUGUAGCACUUGCCUUCCUUUGAAAGUCGUCCCCAUCCCUCAAGAAUGUGAACUUGUCCAACAGACUCACCAUCAAACGCCGAGGCUCUGUUUGAUGUUUCUGCUGCUCUCACGCCUUCUGUGUCCAAAUGACUAAAAAUAAAUCCUUCUUUGAAACCA
Nothobranchius furzeri (turquoise killifish) is the source of this 2459-nucleotide messenger RNA. RefSeq names its product microtubule-associated protein 1 light chain 3 gamma, like (gene map1lc3cl). Gene Ontology annotation, molecular function: ubiquitin protein ligase binding. Gene Ontology annotation, cellular component: autophagosome membrane; autophagosome; cytosol. Gene Ontology annotation, biological process: macroautophagy; autophagosome maturation; autophagy of mitochondrion. NCBI's taxonomy places the organism in Eukaryota, Metazoa, Chordata, Actinopteri, Cyprinodontiformes, Nothobranchiidae. The record is from RefSeq and is a predicted model, not a curated record.